Molecule: messenger RNA, 1868 nt
Organism: Theobroma cacao (cacao)
Lineage: Eukaryota; Viridiplantae; Streptophyta; Magnoliopsida; Malvales; Malvaceae
Product: senescence regulator (Protein of unknown function, DUF584)
Source: RefSeq, a predicted model, not a curated record
AGUAUUAGAAUAAUCUGAGCAGCUCUUAGAAAACCAAUAACCAAUCCAUUCCUGAGGAUCAACUGCUCACUAAUCAGUUCAAUUCUGGCAACUCCCAACAUUUUUUUCUUUAAUGAAAAGCUUUUUAAGGGUACUUUGUUCAGAAAUGGUAGUAUAGAUAAGAGAAGUUAGAGAUUGAUAUAUAUCUGAUUCACCCUGGAAGAGUCCCGGUCUUGUAAGUUUAUAUAAGGAAAGCCAGUAAAAUAGACCAAAACAAGUCCUAACACUAUUUCCUUGUAGUUCCUUUGUCCUUCUCUGUCAAAGUCAGGUUCUUCAAGGACUAAAUGGAAAUACUUAAGGCAGUGGGCACUGAUGGCAUAGGAACGAAAGGAAGAGAUUUGUAAAGACAAAAAAUAUAACCUCUUUAGAAUCUUGGGAAAGUUGUGGCUUUUGGAGGUUCUCAAUCCAGGGGAAAGGAAUUCAGCAAUGGAAGACAGAUAUACUUUUCCCAGGCAGGGCAGCGGUGUAUGGAGAGCCUUGAAAGAUGGGGAUUUUGAGGAAGAAGAUGUUUGGGCAGUUCUCAAGGAAAGAAAAGAUUGUACUUCCAAGUUUGGCCAAUCAAUUGAAUCUUAUGCUCCUGUUAGAAGACACCUUCCGAGUGCUGCAAGAAUGAUCCCAAGAGCUUUCUCUGAUAUCAAUAACAGUAGCAAUAUUGACAGUUCUAGUUCCAGUUCCAGUCAUGAGAUAAAUGGAGUUAAGCAGCAAUCAGCUCCUGUCAACAUUCCUGAUUGGUCAAAGAUUUCUAAAAACAAGUCAAAGAAGGCUUCUUCCAGGAAUUAUCCAUGGCAUGAUGAUGAGGGUGAUGAUGAUGGGGAUGAUGGCUAUGGCCAUGAUAAUAAUGGGGUUGUGAAUGGUUUUGGAGAGAGUGAUGAUGAAGAAGAUGAUGAUGAAGAAUACAAUUCUAAGGUGCCACCACAUGAAUUUCUUGCCAGGAGGCUUGCAAGGAGUCAGAUUUCUUCUUUCUCUGUUUUUGAAGGUGUUGGCAGAAAACUCAAAGGGAGAGAUUUGCGGAAAGUGAGAAAUGCUGUUUUAACAAAUACAGGUUUCCUUGAAUGAUGUUAUAUUGGGCCCAAUCAUUGUGAUCAUAAAUGGUAAUGUCAAUGUGGAAAAGAGUGAAAUCUUUCUGGUUUCCAGCUAGUAUUUGUCAGUGUUAUGUUGUAUAUGAAGGUUUUGCAUGGUUGCUUAGUCCUGAAGUUGUCUAUUGCUUUGUCAGGGCAUUAGAGAUCCAUUCUUAUGUGAAAAAAAAAUUGAAUGAAUCAAUGAUCCUUGCCAUCUGCGUUUUCAUUAGAACAUAUUCAAGCUCAGUUACAGUGAUUUUUUAUGAUAAAGCUGAAACUUGUUUCUUAGCCAUUAAAUUAGCAGAGGCAUCCUGCUAUGAAUCAUAAGCAUCAUUGAAACAGUUCAGAGGCAUGAAAUGGUCAUAAAAACUUGUCAAUGUCAUGGAAAUGAAAGCUUUGAGUAGGAAGAUAAACAAUGUCAGCAUGGCAGAAUUCAUUGACAAGAACAUCCAUUCGAAAGCACAAUGUUUCUCAGAUAAGAUCCUUUGCCUCAUGGCAGCAUAUGGGAUUAGAGAAGGGUCCCUUGCAAACAAUCCUAGAGAGGUGCAGACCUCAUGAAAUGAACCUCACCUAUGUCAGGAUUGUUCCAACCUUCCCAAUCAACUCUAUUAAGUAUCUGAUAUGUCCAUAUCAAUCACAAGGUAGGACAUGCCUAGCUAAGUACGAAAAUUGGGACCAUUGAGUUACAGAUCAUGUUCCUUUUCUGUUUCUGUCAUUUUAAGCUUGCGUGUAGGCAGAUGAACUUUCAUUCAAUGAAUGAGGUUUCAUUUA